Molecule: messenger RNA, 447 nt
Organism: Cornus florida
Lineage: Eukaryota; Viridiplantae; Streptophyta; Magnoliopsida; Cornales; Cornaceae
Exons: 1
Coding region: 1-447 (148 amino acids)
Source: RefSeq, a predicted model, not a curated record
AUGGAAGCAACAUCCUUUAUUCCACGUCCCAUGCUUUCCGGCAGGUUGUUUCCCCCCAAAUCACCUUGCCGGAGAAGACUUGUACCAGUAACAAAGAAGACAAUAAUUGCAAGUGUGAGAAAAUCGGGGCAUGAUUACGGUGGUAGGCCGGUGGAUGAGAACAUGAUCAUUCUCCGGAUGCGCAUUCGAGAGGCCAAGAUGUUGGAACAGGGGUCAUCCAUUCGCCGCCUGAGAAUUGGAUGGAGUGGGAGAAACGCUACCUACUAUGCACACUACAAUGAGGAUGUGUGUGAAGCAGUAGGGUUGUUACAGUCUUUUUUUAUGGAUACAAGGCCGUGUUUGGCUUUUGGGAUGGCCGCACUUAGUGUGACCCUUUCAACUUCAGGAGUUUUGUUCUAUGUUAUACGCAUAGCCAAACGACUCUUGUGUGGGUUUCAUCUAAGCUGA